Molecule: messenger RNA, 882 nt
Organism: Anopheles coustani
Lineage: Eukaryota; Metazoa; Arthropoda; Insecta; Diptera; Culicidae
Exons: 2
Coding region: 1-882 (293 amino acids)
Cellular component (GO): extracellular region
Molecular function (GO): chitin binding
Source: RefSeq, a predicted model, not a curated record
AUGCUGGGAAGAGUCUUUAUUCUUUCUGGCGCAAUCCUGGUGGCCGCUGGGGCCACGAUUGAUCCGCGAUGUUCUCGCUACAGCCAGGGCAUGGAGGCGCAGGUUCUACCGUACCUGCAGGAUUGUCGCAAAUUCGUCAUCUGUGAUAUGGGUGGUAACGGCCAGGUGCUGUCCUGUCCGAAAGGAUUGUACUUCGACGUUGAAUCGCACGCCUGUUCCUACGAGAAGGGCUCUUGCACGCACGGUGAGCUUACGGGUGAGGCGGACAAUGCGGUACCACUAGUUCCAGUCAAACCUCAACCCCAAGUUCCAGUCAAGCCUCUACCCCAAGUCCCAGUCAAACCUCAACCCCAAGUUCCUAUCAAACCUCAACCGCUAGUUCCAGUCAAACCUAGGCCGCUCCCAGUACAGCCGAACCCGCUGCCACUCUAUCCGAAACCCGUGCAACCACCAAAUUUCCUUCCACCUGUGGUAGCCCCUGAUUCUGAUCUGAUCAAUUCGAAACCAUUGUUCCCAAAUCUGCUACCUAUUGUCACGGCGCCAACAACCGUGGCUUCAAUUCCAGAGCAGCAGCCCGAUAUCCAUCAGCUAAACAUUUGCAAGGAUCAAGCUGCCGGAAAGGUUUACCCCGUUUCGCACGACUGCGGUCUGUACGUCGUUUGUAUGGGCAACAGCAAAGCGAUCGUCCAGCGGUGUCCCAAGGGUCUGCUGUACGAUGGUAAGCAGCAGCGCUGCGAGUUUGCAAGUGCUUCGUUCUGCGCCACACCCCGCUUCGAUGGUAACGUAGUGCUGGAUAUGCACGGCGUCGAUAUGAGCCUACGAACCGACGACGACAAGCCCCUGGAAACUCCGGAGUUGAUACCGGUCGAAAAAACCGCGUAG